CGUCCGACAUCUUGGACGACGGCGUCGACGGUUGAGUCGCGCGGUGCAUUUCCUUCGCGAACGAUCGCUUGAGAGCGGACUCGGUCCCGCGUGCGGGGUGUCUUUCGUCGUAUCGUAAACAUCGGAACGUAUUCCGCGCGAUCGUUGUUCACUUUGACGAGGCCCGGAAUCGAUUGUUGCGCGUCCCGAGCCAUUUCUUCGUUGAGGUGCGCCUGGACGAUGGAUGCGCGAUCGUCGCCAGGAGGGAUCUCGCGGUGAUCGGAAAGAGGGGGGCAAGAGGGGACGCAAGCCUGGAAGGAAGGCGGCGGACAAGGCGGACAUGAAAGCUAAGCUCGAACGAAGCCGGCAGAGUGCGAGGGAGUGCCGUGCUCGCAAGAAGCUGAGGUAUCAGUACCUGGAGGAGCUCGUGGCCGACCGGGAAAAGGCGGUGAUUGCACUGCGGAAGGAGCUCGAGAUGUAUCGUCAGUGGACUCAGGAUUUGGACGCCGGUCAAGUCCCCGAUGGACUUCAGGCGAUGCUGGAGGAAUUCGGCUCGCUGAAGCGGGAACAAUCCAGCGGCAACUAAGCGGCCAAGGAGGCGAGGAAUAAGGAAGUCACGUGGAUCGAGCCGUUCCAUUUAUCUUGUUCCUCUGAUCGAACCCCCUUCUCUCCCACCUUGGUAGUCAAGCUUUCUUUCCCGUCUUCUCUUAUCUCCCUUUCUCUUUUACUGUUCCUCGAGGCAAUAGGGAAUAAUUGGCUGGCGAAUCUAAAAUUUUCUCUUCACGUCGGUCGUUUCUAUACUGAUCCGCCGAACGAACCGCGAUAAGUGGAUCUCUUCCGGCCUUUUCGAGAAUACGUUUCUUAUGCGAAUAGUGAAAUUCUUUCCUCUCCCUCCUCCCUCGUUCCUCCCCCGAACGGCGGGAUUGUUAUCCCCGAUUACCUCGUUACCUCACCGUGUUACCUUUUUUUUUACGUACAUUUUGUUAUCGCGACUCUCGUUACGUUGACACAUAUUUUUUAUUCUUAUUAAUUAAUUAAGGACCUCGGUCGGUUGUCUGCGGUCUCACGCUUGGAAUGUGUACCUCCCACGCAUUGUUUGUUGCGAUCUAAGGAAGUAAUUAUAGAUAUAUUACUGUUAACGCCUCGAAGGGGAAAGACGCUCGUUGUAUAUCAAAGUCUACACUCAGUAUUGUCUGUUCGAAGGGCGUCGUUGCGGGAUUUCCCCGUUGACCGUUUACUGUUUCGUUUCCACUUUGUCAGCACGCGGUACUCACGUACUGCCGAGAAAUCCAUCGUUUUGUACAAAUUGCAGGCGCCAUUACGAAAGUUGAUUCAUAUAUGUGUACGGAAGAGUCUGAUAGUCAAAUAAAACCAAUAUUUUUCGAUGAAAAA
Vollenhovia emeryi is the source of this 1371-nucleotide messenger RNA. RefSeq names its product cAMP-responsive element-binding protein-like 2 (gene REPTOR-BP). NCBI's taxonomy places the organism in Eukaryota, Metazoa, Arthropoda, Insecta, Hymenoptera, Formicidae. Bases 224 to 565 code for a protein of 113 amino acids. Gene Ontology annotation, cellular component: nucleus. Gene Ontology annotation, molecular function: DNA-binding transcription factor activity. The record is from RefSeq and is a predicted model, not a curated record. Gene Ontology annotation, biological process: regulation of DNA-templated transcription. The transcript has 4 exons.